CAUCUUCUAGAGAGCGGGCGACUCCCGAACUCCUGGCCGCGCAGCGGGCUGGCCGGGAAACUCAACAGUUACAAAGACCGUGGACGUGAGGAAGACUAUAUAAGGCGCUCAGCCUUCGCUCAGCCGUCGCUCAACCGCAUUGCAUCCAGCUCGUCGACUAGCUAGCAACUUUCAGGAAAACUUGGUCAUUUUAGGCUGUCUGUGAGAAAGUCAAAGACAGACACUCUUGCAAGUAGUAAUAGCGUCAUGGCUGCUGCUGCAGCAACGCAUGCACUGUGCAACCCUAAUCUCAUCCGCGAGAUUAUACAACAUCUAUCUCCUAGAGGAACCAAAGGUGAUGUCACGAGGAGUAAUAUACGGGCUUUAGCGUGCUGCUCUCGCGUGAACAAGACGUUUUCAGUCAACGCCUUGGAUUUCCUCUGGGAGCAGCUCGACUCCCUCCUUCCUGUCUUGAAGUUGCUUCCAUCAUUCGUGCUGAAGGAACGCCACUUGCAAGACGAAUUGACCGACUUUUCUGACGACGAAGAGGAUACUGAGACCGACAUGGAUGACGAUGAACUGAUUUACGACUGGGCUCGCCUCAAGCAAUACGCGGAACGCGUACGCUUGCUCGGACGUAUCAGCGAAAGCUCGACCCUGACCGCUGUACUCUCUCUGUUGUACUAUCAUAACGGUGGUAGACCUAUUUUGCCUAGGCUGGAAUGUCUCGACUGGCGAAUUACCUCAACCAGCAGCACCGGAAUCCUGGCUCUAGUCCCACCCUCUAUACGUACCCUUACCAUUGUCUUCAGCAACGUCACCAUCGACUUCGUGGACGACACGUUUGAGGAUGAUCCACGACACAUUGGCGUGGAUGGGACCCUGUGGAGAGCUUUAUCCUCUUUGUCGGCCCUUGAAGCUAUCGAAGGCAACUUCAAAUUGGUGGAGGACCUUCCUGAGGGUGAGGAAGGCUUCUUUGCAUUGCGAGAAGUAGCGCUCUGUGGCCGUGUCAGAGACGUGAAUCGCCUCAUCAAUACUAUAUCUUCUCGACAUUUGGAAUCUUUCUCCUAUCAAUCCCAUUUUGUCGAGGAGAAUCUCACGACCUACCUUAUACUCUUGACAACCGUCUGCACGAAACUCGGUUCAUUCUUACGAGUGUUCAAAGCAAGAAUCACAUUCGAUGCGGCCUCCGUGGCGUCCCUCGACUGUUUCGGGCGUAUUAUUCAGCCGUUGUUUUCCUUGAGUACCCUUGAAAAUAUAACCUUCAUGUUCUACGAAAACAACCUUCCAUUAUCGGAUAAAGAUAUGCGCGAGAUCGCCAAAGCUUUUCUAGGACUAAAAACAUUCACAAUCAUCACCUAUCGCAUGCACGAAAUCGUCCCGUCCAUUGAGGCGCUUAUGGAAUUCGCUCGACACUGUCCACGCCUCGAAUAUCUACGGCUCCCUGCGAUACACUUUGCGAAUCUCUCAUCAAGACGAAAAUUCAGGCAUACCUCGCACGGACUAGACGUCUUAUGA
Messenger RNA from Laetiporus sulphureus 93-53, 1497 nucleotides. RefSeq lists its product as uncharacterized. Bases 247 to 1497 code for a protein of 416 amino acids. The record is from RefSeq and is a predicted model, not a curated record. The transcript is spliced from 4 exons. NCBI's taxonomy places the organism in Eukaryota, Fungi, Basidiomycota, Agaricomycetes, Polyporales, Laetiporaceae.